UUUGAAGAGUGCCAAUCCACAGGCAAGGAUUUCUGUCAAACUGGUGUCUGAAGUUGGUGUUGGGAUUGUUGCUUCUGGUGUAGCUAAGGGAAAAGCUGAGCAUAUCACUAUUUCUGGACAUGAUGGUGGCACAGGAGCAAGUAGCUGGACAGGUAUUAAAGGUGCAGGACUACCAUGGGAGUUGGGAAUAGCUGAAACUCAUCAAACUUUGGUUCAGAAUGAUCUGAGGUCCAGAGUUGUAUUACAGGUGGAUGGACAAAUUCGAUCAGGUUUUGAUGUGAUGAUAGCUGCACUGCUUGGAGCUGAUGAAUUUGGAUUUUCUACAGCACCACUGAUAGUAUUAGGUUGUACAAUGAUGAGAAAAUGUCAUCUGAACACUUGUCCUGUUGGUAUCGCUACACAAGAUCCUGAACUAAGAAAGAAAUUUGAAGGAAAACCAGAGCAUCUGAUCAAUUACCUCUUUUUAUUGGCAGAAGAGGUUCGUGGCUAUAUGGCUAAAAUGGGGAUUAGGAAGUUCCAAGACUUGAUUGGACGAACUGAUCUUUUGAAGAGAUAUGAAAACUCUAAGAAUCCAAAGGCAGGGCUACUAGAUUUUACUCCAGUUCUUUUCAAUGCCCUCAAACUUAGACCUGGUGUAAAUAUUGUAGGUGGCUCUGUCAGCCAGGACUUUAAACUUUACAAACGAUUGGAUUACAAAUUACUGGAAGAAGCUGCUGAUGUUCUGGAAGGCCAAGCAAAAACAGUUUCCAUAAAGAUGAAUAUUUGUAAUGAAGAUCGUUCGUUUGCAACAACACUUUCUUACCACAUAGCUAAAAAGUUUGGAGAAGAUGGUUUGCCUGCAGGAAGUAUUAGAAUAAAGCUUCAGGGUUCAGCUGGACAAAGUUUUUGUGCUUUCUUAUCUCGUGGAAUUACUGUGGAGUUGGAAGGUGAUGCUAAUGAUUAUGUUGGCAAGGGCUUAUCUGGUGGAGAGAUCAUUGUAUACCCACCUCGAGGUUUACCAGUGAAUUUUAAAUCUGAAGAUAACAUUAUUGUUGGAAAUGUGUGUUUAUAUGGUGCAACUUCUGGGAAAGCUUUCUUUCGAGGGAUGGCAGCAGAACGAUUUUGUGUUCGUAAUUCUGGAGCAAUUGCUGUUGUUGAGGGUGUUGGAGAUCAUGGCUGUGAAUAUAUGACUGGUGGAAAAGUAGUCAUACUGGGGCCUACAGGCCGGAACUUUGCUGCUGGAAUGUCUGGAGGCAUUGCUUAUGUUUUUGAUAGAUAUGCAAUUUUUCCUUCUCACUGUAACAAAUUGAUGGUGGACCUGAUGCCUUUGGAACAACAGGAAGAUCUGAAUGAUGUAGAAAAUUUGAUACGAGAGUUUCAUGAUAAAACAGGCUCUCAUCUUGCUGCUGACAUAUUAAAGGAAUGGCCUAGUAUUGCAGUUAAUUUUGUUAAGGUUUUCCCCAAAGAUUACCAGAGAGCUUUGAAACAAAUGUCUUUGGAAGCUCAAGAAAAACUUCAAGUUAAUGGAGACAUAAUCAGUACCGAUCACAAUUAUAUCAUGAACGGCAAUGUAACACCAACUAGCAAUAGCAGCCACUCAAAGAUUAAAGACAUUGAAGAUUCUGUACCUGAUGCACCAAAAGUGAAGAUACACCCGCAGAAGUUAGAUAAACUUCGUGGUUUUAUGAUGUACGAACGUGACACCGUGUUUUAUCGAUCUCCUGAGAAACGAAUGAAGGACUGGAAAGAAAUAUAUAACCACCAUGAUGUAAGGAAAACUCUCAAAGUACAAGCAGCAAGGUGCAUGGACUGUGGUGUUCCCUUCUGUCAGUCAAGUCAUGGGUGUCCUCUGGGAAAUCUCAUACCCAAGUGGAAUGAACUUGUUUUCCAGGAUAAUUGGCAGCAAGCACUCUACCAGCUUCUUCAAACCAAUAACUUUCCAGAGUUUACUGGCCGGGUAUGCCCUGCUCCAUGUGAGGGAGCCUGUGUGCUUGGCAUCCACACACCACCAGUAACAAUAAAGAGUAUUGAGUGUGCUAUCAUUGACCAUGCUUUCCAGAAGAAUUGGAUUCAACCCCAACCACCUCUCUUCAGAACUGGCAAAAAAGUAGCUAUUGUUGGUAGUGGGCCAUCUGGCCUUGCAGCUGCUGCUCAGUUGAAUAAGGCUGGACACUUGGUUACUGUGUAUGAACGAAAUAACCAAAUUGGAGGCUUGUUACAGUAUGGAAUCCCUACUAUGAAAUUGGAAAAAAAGGUUGUACAACGAAGAGUGGACUUGAUGUGUGCAGAAGGAAUUACUUUUAUUACUAACACCGAUGUUGGAAAAGAUGUAUCACAAGAAGAUCUUUUGGAGCAAAAUGAUGCUUUAUUGCUGACUGUUGGGUCUACUUGGCCGAGAGAUCUUCCAAUUCCUGGAAGACAUCUUGAAGGUAUUCACUUUGCUAUGAGCUUCUUAGAGACUUGGCAAAAGAAGCAGUUAGGAAACAAAAUAGAUUAUAUUCCUUUGUCUGCUGUUCAGAAAGAUGUGAUAGUUAUUGGUGGGGGAGACACUGGUGUUGACUGCAUUGGAACAGCAUUGAGACAAGGUGCUAGAAGUGUAGUCACUUUUGAAAUUCUUCCUCAACCUCCUCCAACACGAACUUCGUCCAAUCCCUGGCCACAAUGGCCAAAGGUUUUCCGUGUGGACUAUGGUCAUGAAGAGGUCAAAGUUAAAUAUGGAGAAGAUCCUCGUCAUUUUUGUAUUGUUAGUAAGGAAUACCUGGAUGAUGGACGGGGUCAUGUGGCAGGCAUCAGAACUGUUAAAGUGAACUGGAAGAAAGAUCCUUCAAAUCGUUGGAUCAUGGAAGAACUUCCAGAUACUCAGAUGGACUUCAAGGCUGACCUGGUUCUUCUAGCAAUGGGUUUCCUCGGUCCAGAGCGGUAUAUUGUAGAAGAAUUAGGUAUCAUGCAAGAUUGUAGGUCGAAUAUAAAAACUCCACCAGGAAAAUUUCAUACUUCCGUUUCUAGAGUUUAUGCUGCUGGAGGUAAGUGUGCAUAUUUUAUAUUAGCUAUUUAGUCUCAUUUGGAAGUUCAAACACUUGUUUCACUUUUCUGUUUGUUUGUGUCUAUCUGUAUCUAUAUGGUAAUUCAAGAUUAAACCAAGUACAUAGUAACU
Limulus polyphemus (Atlantic horseshoe crab) is the source of this 3133-nucleotide messenger RNA. RefSeq names its product putative glutamate synthase [NADPH]. The transcript is spliced from 21 exons. The record is from RefSeq and is a predicted model, not a curated record. The coding region runs from base 281 to 3034 and encodes 917 amino acids. Gene Ontology annotation, molecular function: oxidoreductase activity, acting on the CH-NH2 group of donors, NAD or NADP as acceptor; iron-sulfur cluster binding; glutamate synthase activity. Lineage: Eukaryota; Metazoa; Arthropoda; Merostomata; Xiphosura; Limulidae.